GGGGGGGGGGGGGGGGGGGGGGGGGCGAUGCGCGAAGGGCUGCGGCAGCGGAGAACCUGCCCGCUGAGCAAAGGAGCGGGGAAAGAGGGGGAGGGGGAGCCGAAGGGCGCGGAUGGCUGGACCGGAGCGGCCUCCCCCUCCCCGAGGUCGGAGGUGCCUUAGCCGCUGGGGAACGGGGCUGCAGCCUCUGCAGCUGGAUUUCCCACUCUGACGGGCGCCAUUUUACCGCCCAAAGGACUCCCUCCUCCUUUCUUCCCCCCUCCUCUUCCCCUCUGACACUACUUCCGGUGGUGACGUGUAUUCGCUUUACCGGGAUUACUGUUCGACCUACUCGGUCUAUGGGGGUGGGAAUCAGGAAAGUGGAGUUAGCUCCGCUCAAGGCCACAGUCUGGCGCACGCGCGGAAGGUGGCGGUGGGGCGGAGCCUGGAGCGAAUCAGGCCCCGCCUUGAGCUGAGUGGGCGGGACGGAGUGACGUCACGUGACCCGGAGGUUCGGCCCGUCGGACCAGCUCGAACCACAUACCCCUUCUCCUACCGGCUACUGCCCCAACGACUCUUCCCAUCCUAGUCUUGGAAAAAGUGUAGAAAGGGCCGUCGUCCCUACAUCCAUGCGGCAGGGCUAGGGAGGGGCCUUUCUGCGACAGCCCCUGAGUUAUUAAACAUAAUCACUACCUAUUCCCAGACUAUGCCAGGUCCUAGUCGUGGGAGGAAUCAUGGAUGCUCCGCCCCUUUCACCUAAGUGGUAGGGGCCAGCGGGCCGUGACGCCAUCACAGGGCGUCUGAGAAAAGACAAGCGAGUUGGAGAUGGAGUCGCUGUCAGCUCUUAGAGGCUUGGUGCUGCUGCGGGACUCCGUGGAGUGGGAAGGGCGCAGUCUCUUGAAGGCGCUUAUCAAGAAAUCAGCACUGUGUGGGGAGCAAGUCCACAUCCUGGGCUGUGAAGUGAGCGAGGAAGAGUUUCGUGAAGGUUUUGACUCUAGUAUCAACAGCCAGCUAGUUUACCAUGAUUUCUUCAGAGACCCUCUCAACUGGUCAAAGACUGGGAAAGCCCUUCCUGGGGGACCCCUGGGAGCCUUGAGAGCUGUGUGUGGGAAGACAGAUCUUGGUCCUGUCACCAUUGCUCUUGAUUCACUCAGCUGGCUGCUGCUUCACCUCCCCUGCACCACACUCUGCCAGACCUUGCAUGCCCUGAGCCAUCAGCACUCCCACCAUGGCCCCCACCCUAAUGCUCCCUUUUUGCCCUACAUUUUUUGUCCCUCUCCAGGUGACAGCACUCCAGUGCAGCAUGUGCAUGUGCUGGGCCUACUACAUGAAGAGCUUCAUGGCCCAGGUCCCUUGGGAGCAUUGAGCAGCCUUGCCCAGGCUGAGAUGACCCUGAGCGGUACAGUGGGCCAGGCCUCAGCCCACAUCCUCUAUCGGAGGCCCCAACAGCGCCCAACCCAUGAGACUCUGUGGUACUCCAUCCUGCCUGACUUCAGCCUGGAUCUCCAAAGGGGAUCCUCACUAGAGUCCCAGCCCUACCCAGAUCUUCACACCCCCCCGGUAUCUAAGAGGGCUAGGGCCAGAACAACGGGAUGGAGUUUGGGGUCUGGUGAAAGGAAAGAGAGAAAAACUGCAGACGUGGGGGUGAGCUCAGACAGCAGGCUCUACUGUACCCUGGGCCAGGCCAGGCUACCAGCCACAUCUUCUAUGAGCCAGAUGCUUGUGAUGGCCUGGACCAAGAAGACCCAGAUGACGACCUAGAUAUUUGACUGUUCAACGGAUUUGAUUGGACUGUAAUUGGAAGCCGGGGAAGAGGAAAACCUGGGGCCCAUAACCUUCCAUUGUUUACAGUGGCCUUACCCUGUCCUCCCCCACCCUUUGUUCCCUGGGUCUAUGAAGGCCCUGCCCUGUGACGCCAUGAGCUAAAGGAGUAGCUUCCAAUCAGGACAAAAACUGGAUGAUGGCAAAGGGGAAGGUGAGAGAGUAGAACUCCUCCCCACACUAAUAAAAUAUUUUUUUUUUUAAUUAAAGAAAA
Messenger RNA from Manis javanica (Malayan pangolin), 2014 nucleotides. It is a transcript of the gene ELP5, whose product is annotated as elongator acetyltransferase complex subunit 5. Lineage: Eukaryota; Metazoa; Chordata; Mammalia; Pholidota; Manidae. Gene Ontology annotation, biological process: tRNA wobble uridine modification. The record is from RefSeq and is a predicted model, not a curated record. Gene Ontology annotation, cellular component: cytosol; nucleus; elongator holoenzyme complex. Gene Ontology annotation, molecular function: tRNA binding.